Molecule: messenger RNA, 1611 nt
Organism: Exophiala spinifera
Lineage: Eukaryota; Fungi; Ascomycota; Eurotiomycetes; Chaetothyriales; Herpotrichiellaceae
Exons: 6
Coding region: 1-1611 (536 amino acids)
Biological process (GO): amino acid transport; transmembrane transport
Cellular component (GO): membrane
Molecular function (GO): transmembrane transporter activity
Source: RefSeq, a predicted model, not a curated record
AUGGAAAUCCCUACGAAGUCCCCUGUUUCUGCUGCAGGAAUUCAGCCACACAAGUCCGGUGUCAAUUACCAGCACGGCCCGGCUGCGGAACAAUCUGACGGCCGUGAUAUCGACGGCAUUGUGCCAGUCCUGAGUAUGGGUGAGGGAAAGUUUGUUGUUACUGCCACUGGUAACACCAUGAAAAAAAACAUGGGAAGCCUCACAAUGUUUGCCGUGUGCUUCAAUGUUUGCAAUUGUUGGGCCGGUACAGCUUCAAGUUUACAAAUUGCUCUUCUGCAGGGUGGCCCUGCCUCUCUACUUUACGGCAUGAUAGUCAGCUCUACAGUCUAUCUUGCUGUUGCUUGGAGUAUGGCGGAGCUGGCAAGCGUCUAUCCCACUGCUGGCGGACAAUAUCACUUUGCAUCGAUCCUCGCACCACGGAGGCUAAAUGCAGUUAUAUCGUACACGUGUGGCCUACUGACUGUUUUCUCCUGGAUCGCGAUCGCUGCGGCAGUUACCAUGAUUCCCGCCACGCAGAUCCUCGCCCUCGCGUCGUUCUAUCACCCACACUUCCUCCCAAAGCCAUGGCAUUACUUUGUCCUCUUUGAGGCCAUCGUAAUUAUCAUUCUAGCCUAUAACACUUUCCUUCUGAAGAAUCUUCCCCGAACACACGAUGUCGGAUUUGCCUGGUCAAUCUCCAUGUUCAUCGCUCUCACAAUAGUGAUUUUUGCAAGAUCAUCACCAAAGGCCGAUAGCUCGUUCGUAUGGGCUUCAUUUAUCAAUGCAAGUGGAUGGCCUGAUGGUCUCUGCUUUCUUGGAAGUUUGUUGACUACCUGCUUCAUCUAUGGGGGUCUAGAUGCCGCCUUGCAUCUCGCCGAAGAAACACCCAAUCCUAGAACGGCUGUACCUAAAGCUGCAGUUAACGCCGUUCUAAUCGGCUUCGCCACGGCGUUCAUCUUCACCAUUACGCUCCUUUACAGCAUAUCAGAUUUUGAUGCCGUGAUCAGUAUCCAAGGCUAUUUACCAUUCGAGCUCUACCGUCAAGGAAUGAGGUCUGACAGUGGGGCCGUGGCCACCAUGGUAUUCUCCAUGGGCCUUGUCUUCUUCGUCCUGAACGCUGUCAUGCAGACAUCAUCGCGUCUGACGUGGGCAUUUGCGAAAGAUAACGCACUUGUCUUCUCAGGAGCCCUUGGCAAGAUUCACCCUGGCCUCGAUAUCCCUCUGAACAGCCUCCUGCUUAACACUGCACUGGUUGCAGUCUGUGGGUGUAUAUUUCUGGCAUCGUCUACAGCUUUCAACGCUUUCCUCGGCUCUCUUGUGGUUCUCCAGCAGUUCUCCUUCAUGAUCCCGACAGCACUCUUACUCUUCCGCCGACGCUCAUCAAAAUUUCUACCAGCGGAUCGCAAGUAUGCUCUACCUGACCGGCUAGGCUGGUGUGCCAAUAUUUGGCUCGUAGGAAUGAGUAUACUGUUAGCUGUUGUCUUCAUGCUGCCACCUUUUAGGCCAGUGACCACCACGAAUAUGAACUAUACUGUAGUGAUCCUGGGUAUUGCGGCAGUCUUAGGAGUUGCGAACUGGUUCUUGCAUGCGCGGAAACAGUAUCAAGGACCACGAAUUGUGCUGGAAAAUUGA